AUGGCAGAUUUCAGGGCACUGCUAAUUCUAUCCUUAACUCUGCAUGCAAGUUUCGGAGCUCUCGGAAAGAGAACCCGAGGUAAUGUUGGUGUCUGCUAUGGACUUAACGGGGAUAACCUACCAUCUCCAAUGGAUGUCGUGAAUCUUUAUAAACGAUACAAUGUCCGGAAGAUGAGGAUAUUUGAGCCAUAUCCUGAGGUACUCGAGGCUCUAAGAAGGAGUGAUAUAGAACUCACGUUGGGUGUUAGAAAUAACGAUAUACCAACUCUUGCACUAAGUGAAGGUGCAGCAAAUACAUGGUUUAUGACCAAUGUUAAGCCUUAUGUUAACGACAUCAAUAUAGCAUACAUCACUGUUGGCAAUGAAGUCAUUCCUGGAGAAUUCAGUGAAUCUAUUUUGCCUGCCAUGCAGAAUCUGCAAAAUGUUCUCAGGAGCAAUAAUCUUGGUAUAAGGGCAACCACUGUGGUGCACUCAGCAGUGUUGGGCACUUCAUUUCCUCCCUCACAGGGCACAUUUUCAGAUAGUGCACGCCCCUUUAUCAGCGGAAUUAUACAAUUUUUAUCAUCACAAAAGUCCCCUCUGUUAGUAAAUCUCUACCCUUAUUUUCCCUAUGCUGCAGACCCAGAAAAUAUACAAUUAGAUUAUGCACAAUUCAGUUCACAUGAACCACUGAUCAAAGACGGAGAUUUGCAUUACUCCAACCUCCUUGAUGCCAUGCUCGAUGGUUUCUUCUGGGCGAUGGAGAAAGAGGGUGUGAAGGAUGUUAACAUAGUGAUAUCUGAGACUGGUUGGCCACAUGAAGGAAAUGGCAAUUUCACAACUCCAGGUCUUGCAGCUACUUACAACCGAAAUUUCAUACAUCAUGCUAAUAGCUUUGGAGGGACUCCAAAGAGACCAGAUGCAUUUCUAGAAGGAUUCAUUUUUGCUAUGUUUGAUGAAGAUUUGAAGGAUUUUGGUGUAGAGCAACAUUGGGGACUUUUCAGCCCCAAUAUGCAACUAAAUUAUGACAUAUUUAGUUGA
Messenger RNA from Beta vulgaris subsp. vulgaris (sugar beet), 1020 nucleotides. Its product is annotated as probable glucan endo-1,3-beta-glucosidase BG4. The coding region runs from base 1 to 1020 and encodes 339 amino acids. NCBI's taxonomy places the organism in Eukaryota, Viridiplantae, Streptophyta, Magnoliopsida, Caryophyllales, Amaranthaceae. Gene Ontology annotation, molecular function: hydrolase activity, hydrolyzing O-glycosyl compounds. Gene Ontology annotation, cellular component: plasma membrane. The record is from RefSeq and is a predicted model, not a curated record. The transcript has 2 exons. Gene Ontology annotation, biological process: carbohydrate metabolic process.